Molecule: messenger RNA, 11536 nt
Organism: Pan troglodytes (chimpanzee)
Lineage: Eukaryota; Metazoa; Chordata; Mammalia; Primates; Hominidae
Gene: FAAH2
Product: fatty acid amide hydrolase 2
Exons: 11
Coding region: 629-1858 (409 amino acids)
Cellular component (GO): endomembrane system
Source: RefSeq, a predicted model, not a curated record
CCUGCCCAGAGAAAGGCCUCCUCUUCCUGUCAAACACCCGGCUCUCCUCUCCACCAGGCUCCCACGCCCACCACACAGCCUGUAGCCCCGGCGGAGCUAUAGGCUCUGACUCCGCCUCUUUCCAAAUCCGGAGUAGUUCGUGCCACAGUCGUCCUCGGAACCCUGUGGCCCCUUCCUCACCCGUAUCAGGGCCACUUGGUUCCCACCUCCACCUUCUUAGUCCGCCUGUCCUGCUUUCCAUCUUCUUGGAAUUCGCCUUGCUGCCGCCCCGCGCCCACCCCCGCGCCCACCCCUGCCCCUGCCCCGUCCCAUGCCCUUAUGGAUUUAUUCUUUACACGUAAAUAUGUCUUUCCUCUUUUUGAAAGGAUUUGGAGUUGGAACAGAGAAAUUCACUAUGGAUGAUGCUAUAUCUUUAUAUGACCUUUGGAAUAUCUGUAAUCAUCCUGAGGGCAAUACUUAUGUAAUGAAGAUGGAAGAAGAGAGAAUAUGAAUACUCCGUGCACUUUGAUCUUAUCGUUUAGCUGCUGAUCAUACCAUCCCUGGAGUCCUACUUCUGACUCCAAGUUAUGAGGUGAAAUGUAUAGAUGUUGUUCAGGCUUAUAUCAACAGAAUCAAGGAUGUGAACCCAAUGAUCAAUGGAAUUGUCAAGUACAGGUUUGAGGAAGCGAUGAAGGAGGCUCAUGCUGUAGAUCAAAAGCUUGCAGAGAAGCAGGAAGAUGAAGCCACCCUGGAAAAUAAAUGGCCCUUCCUUGGGGUUCCUUUGACAGUCAAGGAAGCUUUCCAGCUACAAGGAAUGCCCAAUUCUUCUGGACUCAUGAACCGUCGUGAUGCCAUUGCCAAAACAGAUGCCACUGUGGUGGCAUUACAGAAGGGAGCUGGUGCCAUUCCUCUUGGCAUAACCAACUGUAGUGAGUUGUGUAUGUGGUAUGAAUCCAGUAACAAGAUCUAUGGCUGGUCAAACAACCCAUAUGAUUUACAACAUAUUGUAGGUGGAAGUUCUGGUGUGGUUCCCAACAAAGGUCAGUUUCCCUUGGCUGUGGGAGCCCAGGAGUUGUUUCUGAGCACUGGUCCUAUAUGCCACUAUGCUGAAGACCUGGCCCCCAUGUUGAAGGUCAUGGCAGGACCUGGGAUCAAAAGGUUAAAACUAGACACAAAGAUACAUUUAAAAGACUUAAAAUGUUACUGGAUGGAACAUGAUGGAGGCUCAUUUUUAAUGUCCAAAGUGGACCAAGAUCUCAUUAUGACUCAGAAAAAGGUUGUGGUUCACCUUGAAACUAUUCUAGGAGCCUCAGUUCAACAUGUUAAACUGAAGAAAAUGAAGUACUCUUUUCAGUUGUGGAUCGCAAUGAUGUCAGCAAAGGGACAUGAUGGGAAGGAACCUGUGAAAUUUGUAGAUUUGCUUGGUGACCAUGGGAAACAUGUCAGUCCUCUGUGGGAGUUGAUCAAAUGGUGCCUGGGUCUGUCAGUGUACACCAUCCCUUCCAUUGGACUGGCUUUGUUGGAAGAAAAGCUCAGAUAUAGCAAUGAGAAAUACCAAAAGUUUAAGGCAGUGGAAGAAAGCCUGCGUAAAGAGCUGGUGGAUAUGCUAGGUGAUGAUGGUGUGUUCUUAUAUCCCUCACAUCCCACAGUGGCACCUAAGCAUCAUGUCCCUCUAACACGGCCUUUCAACUUUGCUUACACAGGUGUCUUCAGUGCCCUGGGUUUGCCUGUGACCCAAUGCCCACUGGGACUGAAUGCCAAAGGACUCCCUUUAGGCAUCCAGGUUGUGGCUGGACCCUUUAAUGAUCAUCUGACCCUGGCUGUGGCCCAGUACUUGGAGAAAACUUUUGGGGUCUGGGUCUGUCCAGGAAAGUUUUAGGAGGACCUUCUGCAAGGUUAAUGUGUGUGUGUGUGUGUGUGUUCGUGUGGUGGUGUUUCUAUUAAUUGGGUGAAAUCAAGCACCAGCAGACAAGCAGAGAAACAACUGGGGAAUUUAUUGACUCAUUUAGUUAUUCUUUCUACUUUUAUUUCCUUCUCUAACUGUUGGUCUUACUAAAAUGGUAAUAUUUGCUUCUUGCUUUUAUGUUACUGGAAAAUUAGGACAUGUAAAUGGAUAAGUGCAAUAAAGUUUCCUAAAUGCUGGAAUCGUGUCUGCUUUGGGUACAGCAGGGAAAUUAAAGAAGGGAAUGUCCAGUGCUAAUGAGGGGAUCUUAAGAAACUUUAGAGAAGAGAUGUUGCUGAAACUGACAAAUGGAGAGUUACGUGUUUUCGAGGCAGGCCAUUAAGUAAGGGAAUUCCAGUUAGAAGAAGCUACAGUGAAGAAGGCAAGGACAUGCUGCUGUAAGUUAGUAUGGCUGGCGGGGAACUGGAGGGGGGUAUGUAAGUAAUGAGACCAUGGUAAGGAAAGCUCUUCCAAUAUCCCCCAAAAAUGUUUUAUAAUUUUGUUCACUAAGAGAUCCUAGAAGCAACAGGUCCUAGAACAACAUUACACGUAUGAUUAUAUAUAUUAUAUAAUCAUAUAUAUGUUAUAUAUCAUAUAUAUAAACAUAUAUAUAAUGGAUUUAGAAAGUCAUUGUUUUGAAACCAUCAAAUAAUACUUAAUUCAUACAUAGCUCAUCAAUGGAUCCUAAAACCACUGGAUAAAAGUUUGACAAACAGAAUAUUUUUAGUCUCAAAAUAUCUUUUCACUUACCACUGAUUAAUUUCAAGAGUGGGGAAUAUUACCUGUAGAGUGCAAAUAUAUGGUAGACACCAUCAUAAUCAAAUAGCCAACAUUAAUCUGAGCAACAAAUCUAUGAUGUCCCUGACAAGAAUGCAUCACCUGAAUCUAAUUAUAAGAAAUAAUCAGACGAAACCAAAUUUAUAAACAUCUUACCAAAUUAAGGGCCUACAUUAUUCAAAUAUGUCAAAGAAUUAAUGCCAGUGACAGGCUAAGGAACUGCUCCAGAAUAAAGAUGAAUAAAGACCCAUGAUAACUAAAUUCAAUGUGUGAUCUCAAAUUGGAAAAGUAAGAUUUUUUAAAAAGAUAGUGUUAAGACAAUUGGACAAAUAUAAAUGUAGGAUGUUUUGUAGAUAAUGUACUGUGGCAAUUUCUGAAUUUCAUUUUGUUUUUAUUUAUUUAUUUUUUUUUUGUUAUACUUUAAGUUCUGGGAUACAUGUGCAGAAUGUACAGGUUUGUCACAUAGGUAUACAUGUGCCAUGGUGGUUUGCUGCACCCACCAACCCGUCAUCUAUAUUAGGUAUUUCUCCUAAUGCUAUCCCUCCCCCCACUCCCUGACAGGUCCCAGUGUGUGACAUUCCUCUCCCUGUGUUCAUGUGUUCUCAUUGUCCAACUCCCACUUAUGAGUGAGAACAUGCAGUAUUGGGUUUUCUGUUCUUGUGUUAGUUUGCUGAGAAUGAUGGUUUCCAGCUUCAUCCAUGUACCUGCAAAGGGGACGAGCUCAUCCUUUUUUAUGGCUGCAUAGUAUUCCAUAGUGUAUAUGUGUGUCACAUUUUCUUUUUCCUGUCUAUCAUUGAUGGGCAUUUGGGUUGGUUCCAAGUCUUUGCUAUUGUGAACAGUGCUGCAAUAAACAUACAUGUGCAUGUGUCUUUAUAGUAGCAUGAUUUAUAAUCCUUUGGGUAAAUGGCAUUUCUGGUUCUAGAUCCUUGAGGAAUCACCAGACUGUCUUCCACAAUGGUUGAGCUAAUUUACACUCCCACAAACAGUGUAAAAGUAUUCCUAGUUCUCCACAUCUUCUCCAGCACCUGUUGUUUCCUGACUUUUUAAAGAUCGCCAAACUGGCAUGAGACGGUAUCUCAUUGUGGUUUUGACUUGCAUUUCUCUAAUGACCAGUGAUGAUGAGAUUUUUUUCAUAUGUUCUUUGGCCGUAUAAAUGUCUUCUUUUAAGAAGUGUCUGUUCAUAUCCUUAGCCCACUUUUUGAUGGGAAAGCUUUUUUCUUGUAAAUUUGUUUAAGUUUUUUGUAAAUUAUGGAUAUUAGCCCUUUGUCAUAUGGAUAGAUUGCAAAAAUUUUCUCCCAUUCUGUAGAUUGCUGGUUCACUCUGUUAGUUUCUUUUGCUGUGCAGAAAGAGAGCACCUGGGGGAAGGGGUAGCUGUGGGUGCAGCUUCAGCAGACUUAAACGUUCCUGCCUGCUGGCUCUGAAGAAAGCUGCAGAUCUCCCAGCACAGCGCUCGAGCUCUGCUAAGGGACAGACUGCCUCCUCAAGUGGGUUUCUGAACCCCAUUCCUCCUGACUGGGAGACACCUCCCAGCAGGGGUUAACAGAUACCUCAUACAGGAGAGCUUCAGCUGGCAUCUGGCAGGUGCCCCUUGGGGACAAACUUUGCAGAGGAAGGAACAGGCAGCAAUCUUUGCUGUUCUACAACCUCCGCUGGUGAUACAAAGGCAACCAGGGUCUGGAGUGGACCUCCAGCAAACUCCAGCAUGCCUGCAGCAGAGGAGCCUGACUGUUUUUGCAUCUAUAUUUAUUAUAAAUAUUGACCUGUAGUUUCCUUUUUUAAGCUUCUUUGUCUGGUUUCAGUAUUGUAGUAACCUUGGCAUCGUAGAACGAGUUAGGAAGAAUCCAUCCUCCUCAAUUUUUUGGAAAAGUGCAGUGUUAGUUCUUUAAAAGUUUGGAAGAACUUGGCAGUGAAGCCAACUAUUCCUAGAGUUUUCUAUUUUGGGAGGCAUCUUAUUACUGAUGUAAUCUCAUUAUUCAUUAUUAGUCUAUUCAGAUUUUAUGAACAUAUAUGUGCCAAACACUGGAACACCCAGAUGUAUAAAGCACAUAUUUUAUGUAAGUCAAAGAAAAGAUUUCAAUACUCUACUAGUUGAGGACUUUAACAUACUACUCUAAGAAUUAAACACAUAAUCUAGGCAGAAAUUUAAAAAAGAAUAAUUGGAUUUAAACUGCACUUUAGACCAAAGGAACCUCAUAGACAUUUAUGGAACUUUAUAUCUAAGAACUACUGAGUAUAAAUUUUUUAUCAGCACGUAGAACAUUCUCCAGAAUUUUACACUGUAGGUUAAGCCACGAAAAGAUCUCAACAUAUUGAAAAAAUUAAAAUCAUAUAAAGUAUACUAUAAGACCAAAUGGAAUAAAACUAGAGAUAAAUAGCAUGAGAAACAUUGGAAGCCAUAUAAAUACACGUAAAUUAAACAACAGGUUCUGAAUAACCAUGGGAUCAACAGAGUAAUUAAGAUAGAAGUCAAAAAAUUUGUUGAAACAAAUCAAAAUGGAAACACAACAUACCAAAACUUGUGAGACACAGCAAGAGCAGUGCUCAGACUAAACUUUAUAGCAAUAAAGGCCUAUAUUUAAAAAAGUAUAAAAGAUUACAAAUUAGCAAUCUAACAAUGCACUGCAAUGAACUAAGAAAACAAGAACACACCAAGCCCAACAUUAUGAGAAGAAAAGAAAUAACAUAGACCAGAGCAGGACUAAAUUAUGUAGACAGUAAAAAAAACAGAGGAUUCAUAAAACAAAAAAGAUGCUUGUUCAAAAAGAUAAACAAGAUUGAUAAAGUGCUAACUAGAGUAACCAACAAAAGAAAAGAGAAUGUCCAAAUAAAGAAAAUGAUAAAUAAGUGGGAGUGCUAUGCAAUUCUUGCACCUCUACAAAGAAAUAUAUGAGAUGGUAAUUUUUAAAGAAAAGAGGUUUAAUUGGCUCAUUAUUCUGUAGGAUUUACAUGAAGCAUGGUGCCAGACUCUGCUCAGGUUCCAGCAAUUCUACUAUUGGGUAUCUACCCAAAGGAAAAAAAAUAAUAUAUCAGUGGGAUACCUGCUUUCUCAUGUUUAAUGAAGCAGUAUUCAAAAAAACAAUGAUAUGGAAUCAACCUAAGUGUGCAGCAACAGGUGAAUGAAUAAAAAAGUGUACAAUAUAUACACAAUGAAAUACUUUUUGGCCAUUAAAAACAAACAAUGAGAUCAUGUUAUUUUCAGCAACAAGGUUGGGACUGAAGAACGUAUGAAAUAUGCCAGGCACAAAAACAUAAAUAUUGCAUGUUCUCACUUACACAUGGGAGCUGGAAAAUUUUAUCACAUGGAGAUAUAGAGUGGAAAGAUAGAUAACAGAGACUGAGAAGGAUGAUUGGGGCUGAGGGUGGAGGAUAAAAAAUAGUGGAUUAAGAUGUACAAAUCAUAGAAGGAAUAAAUUUAAUGCUUGACAGCAGAGAGGUGUAACUGUAGUUUAAAAAAAAUUGUACUUGAGUGACACCCUAAAUACCCUGACUUGAUUACUACACAUUAUAUACAUGUAACAAAAUUUCACAUGUAACUUAUAAAUUUUUACAAAUAAAAAAAUUUUAAAAAUAAAUCUUAUCAAGUAUCUCCUCAGCCCACAAUUGAAUAAAACUAGGAAUCAAUAACAAGAGGAAAUUUAGAAACUGUACAGAAAUAUGGAAAUUAAGCAAAAUGCUCACUGGGCAUGGUGGCUCAUGCCUGUAAUCCCAGCACUUUGGGAGGCCGAGGUUGGUGCAUCACUUGAGGUCAGGAGUUCAAGACCAGCCUGGUCAACAUGGUGAAACCCCCUCUCUACUAAAAAUACAAAAAAGGUAGCCGGGCAUGGUGGUGGGUGACUGUAAUCCCAGCUACUCAGGAGGCUGAGGCAGGAGACUCAUUUGAACCUGGGAGGCAGAAGUUGCAGUGAGCCGAGAUCAUGGCCACUGCACUUCAGCCUGGGUGAGGAAGCAAGACUCUGUCUCAAAAUAAAUAAACAAACAAACAAAAUGUUCAUGAAUGACCAUUGGGUCAAGGAAGAAAUAAAGGAGAAAAUGCAUUUGUGGAAACAAAUGAAAAUCAAAAUACAAUGUACCAAAACCUAUGGGAUACAGCAAAACAGUGCUAAGAAGGAAGUUUAUAGCAAUAAACACCUACAUCAAAAAAGUAGAAAAAGGCUGGGCACAGUGGCUCACAUGGUAAUCCCAGCACUUUGGGAAGCUGAAGUAGGAGGAUUUCUUGAGACCAAGAGUUUGAGACUAGCUUGGGAAAAAAAAGCAAGACCCUGUCUUUACAAAAAUAAAAAUAAGAAAAUUAUCUGGGAGUAGUGGUACACAACUAAAGUCCCAGCUGCUUGGCUGGAAGAUGUGGGAGGAUCACUUGAGCCUGGGAGGUCAAAGCUGCAGUAAGCCAUGAUUGCACGACUGCACUCCAGCCUGGGCAACAGAGAAAGAUCUUAUCUGAAAAAAAUAAAAUAAAAUAAAAUAAACAAUCUAACAAUACACCUCAAAGAAAUAGAAAAGCAAGAACAAACCAAACCCCAAAUGAGUACAAGAAACAAAAUAACAAAUAUCAAAGCAGAACUAAAUGAAAGAGACCAAAAAAUCAAUACAGAGUGCCAGUAAAACAAAAAGUUGUUUCUCUUUGUUUAUCUUUUUGAUAAACAAAAUUGAUAAACCACUAGCUAGAAUACCCAAGAAAAUACCCAAAGGAACAAAACCAGAAAUGAAAAAGGAGACAUCAUAACAGAUGCCACAGAAACACAAAGGAUUAUCAGAAACUAUUAUAAACUAACAAACUGGAAUGCCUAGAAUAAAUGGACAAAUCUCUGGACACAUACACCUUCUGAGGUCUUAUUCAGAGUAUUAUAUCACUUCACAUGAAUCCUAUCCUACUAUAGGUUACCUGGAUUUUCCAGGUGAUAGGAGGAUGUCUGUGACAUCAAGAAUGGCAGUCUCAUCUAAAAUUAUGUAACACAAGCAAUGUAUAGUCAGAAUGGAAUUCUCAUCUACCUUAUAUAACAUAAAUAAUAUAUAGUCAGAGUGAAUAAAAGGGAAAUGGUUUUGGAGUCAGGUUUGGAGUCAGACCUAGGUAUGAUUCUUGCCUUGCUACUUAUUAGCUUAGUUGCCUAACCAAUCUCAGCCUGUUCUGUCAUUUAUAGAAGGGAGGAUUUGACACUCAUGCCUCAUUAUUAUUUAUAGAAGGAAGGAAGGGAGAAAAUGACACCCAAAAAAAGCCUCAUUCAUUAUUGAUCAUCACAAAAGGUUAUGAUUGAAAUUGUCAGAUUUUCUCCCCUACUAGACUGUAAUCUUUUAAGUACUCUGAAACAUCUUUAUUUUCACCAAACUCACAAUACAGUAUUUCACAUGGUAAGUGUCAGUUUACCUCAACAGUUCUUGUUGACUAGUACUAAAUUAGGCCUCAUUCUAGUAUAUUUUCCUCAAAUAUAAUGAGGUUAAAUUAUCUUUAAUUUUCCAUAUCCCCAUGAAACUACCCAUGUGCCAAUGUAGUUAUUAAUGUUUUUAUGCAUAAUAUUAUAAUUUGCUGCAUGUCAGUUUUGUUAUAAUCAUUUUUGAGUAUUUGAGAUAAAUAUGGUUUUGGCUGGGCCAGAUAUAUUUUCCUACUGUCUACCAGAUUGGUUGAUGUACAUGUAACAGUAAGUUUACAUAUAUAAGAUUUAAUAUCACAAUGAUGCCAUUGCCUUAAUAAUGAUUUGAAUAAUUUCUGAAGGUCCAAAUUUUGUAAAAAAUAAUGCCUAUAUUUUGUUAAAAUUUUAUAUUGUCUUUGCUGAGUUAUGAGGCGUUUUUAAAAAAAAAAAAACAGAAGCUCAAUAAAUUUACCAGGUAUCUCGUGUAGCACAGAACUGAGCUGUUAUAUAUAAUUUAUAUUUCAUCUGCACAGUGUGAUAUGCUACAAUGACUUAUUACAGUCAAGAAUAUUAAUUGCUUGCUUUCCUGUCUUGCCCAUCCUCAGCAUAUCUCUUAGACUGAAAAUAUUAAUAAUAUGAAACAGAAUCUACUUCUAAUUGCCUGUUUUGAAUUCUAUGUAAAAACUUUCUUCAUUUAUAUUACUGAAAAUCAGUCUUCAUCAUGUUUUAUCAGCAAAAUGUCAAGUAUUUCUUGCACUUUCUCAUUGAUAUUUAAUCUAUGGUUGGUGAACACGAGAUUAAUAACUUAUAUUUCUUUUGUUACAGGAAAUGCAGAGUGUUCUAGCAUAUCUUAGUAGAAAAACCUGACCCCAUUGCAGAGGGGAGGUAGGGCAAUAAUCUUAAAAAAACUAAUGUGUAAAUUGAGACCUUAAGAAUGAAUAGGAGUUAAGAAUGUAAAGAGUUGAGAAAAAUGCCCCAUACAGAGAAAAUAUAUGUUUCCAUGCAUUCAGUCAUUCAACAGAGGCUGUGCAAAACCAGUGUAUAUCAAUAUGAUGAGUCAAAAGGUAGAAAGUCAAAUAUACUUAUCAAAAUUUAAUAAAAUUCUGCUUCACAUAUUUCUUUAAAUGGUUUUGAGAAGAUUAGUAGCUAUUCACUUAUUAUUUAUAUAUUCAAUACUUUUAAAGUUGUACUUGAGGAUGGGCUUAGAUGUUUGGGCUGACAGAGGAAUCUCCCUGCGGAUUAGACAAAGAUGGAGCUAAAGCAAGCAUGGACUUUUAUUCAUGGAACAGCUAUAGCAAAGCCUGGCCAUAAGAGCCAAUUCCCUGGGACUCCGCAUCCCUCUCUGAGACACUCUAGCCUUAGCUAAGCACUAGACCAGGACUAGCAAAGACCCUGAACAGAACCUUAGCCCUCUGAAGCUUUCAGAAAUGAAGCUAACUACUCAAUUUACACCACAGUUAAAGGAACACCAACUCUCACAGAAUCAACACAACUCUGGUUAUUCAAAAAACCAGAGUGUCCCCUUACCUUUAAAUUAGCUCAGCAAUAGCGAUUAUCCAGUCUGAAUUGUCUGAAAUGACAUAUAUGGAAUUCAGAAUCUGGAUAGCAAGGAAGCUCAUUGAGAGUGAGGAGGAAUUGAAAUUCAACCCAAGGAAGCCAAGCGAUCCAGUAAAACAAUUUAAGAGCUGAAAGAUGGAAUAACCAUUUUUAAGAAAGACAGAAACUGAACUUCUUGAGCUGAAAAAUUCACUACAAUAAUUUUAUAAUACAAUCAGAAAUAUUAACAUGAGUAUACACAAAGCUGAGGAAAGAAUAUCAGACCUCAAAGAUCAGUUAUUUGAAUAAACCUAGUUAGACAAAAAUAAAAAAAAAAUGGGUUAACAAAAUUGAACAAACCUCCAAGAAAUAUGGGAUGAUGCAAAGAGACCAAACCUAUAACUCGUUUGCAUUCCUGGGAGAGAAAGAGAGAGAAUAAGCAACUUAGAAAAUAUAUUUGAAGAUGUAGCUCAUGAAAAUGUCCCUAAUAUUGCUAGAGAGGUUGAAAUGAAAAUGCAAUAAAUACAGAGAACCUCAGCUACAUACUAUUCAAGAGGGACAUCUCCAAGGCACAUAGUGAUCAGAUUCACUAAGAUCAUUGUAAAAGAAAAAAACAUAUUAAAAGUAUUUAGAAAAAAGGGGCAGGUCAUUUACAGAGGGAACAUCAUUAGGCUAGCAGCAGACCUCUCAAUAGAAACCUUACAAGCCAGGAGAGAUUGGAGGCUUUUCUUCAGCAUCCUUAAUGGAGAGAAAUUCCAACCAAGCAUUCCAUAGCCCAUCAAAGAAACUUCAUAAGUGAAGAAGUAAUAAAAUCCUUCCUAGACAAGUAAAUGCAAAGAGAAUAAGUUUCAAUUAGACUAGCCUUAUAAGAGGUCCUUAAGGGAGUGCUAAGUGUGGAAUCAUAAUAAUGACAUGUGCUACCUCAACAACAUAAUUAAACACAUAGCCCACAGGCACUAUAAAGCAAUUAUGCAAGUCUACAUAGCAACCAGCUAACAGCAGGAUGACAGGAUCAAGAUCACACAUAUUAAUACUAACCUUGAAUGUAAAUAGGCUAAAGACCCCCACUUAAAAGACACAGCGUGGCAGCCUGGACAAAAAGAUAAGACCCAACCACAUGUUGUCUUCAAGAAAUUCAUCUAACAUGUAAUGACAUACACAGGCUCAAAGUAAAAUGAUGGAUAAAUGUCUAACAUGCAACAAUAAAGCACAGGAGUAGCUACUUUUGUAUCAGAUAAAACAGACUUUAAGCCAGUAAAAAUUAAGAAGAAUAAUGAAAAACGUUACAUAAUAAAGAUACAACCUAACAAGAAGCCUUAAAUAUCCUAAAUAUAUAUGCUCCCAACAUCAGCGCUCCUGGAUACAUAAAACCAGUUAUUCUUGGCCUAUCAAAAGAUUUAGACAACCACGCAAUAAUAGUGGGAGAUUUCAACUCCCCACUAAGGAUUUUAGACAAAUAAUCAAGGCAGAAAACUAACAAUGAAACGGUGGACUUCAACUCAACACUUGACCCCUUGGACAAAAUAGGGAUCUACAGAACACUCCAUCCAACAACCACAGAAUAUACAUUCCUCUCAUGUGCACACAGAAUAUAUUCUAAGAUAGAUCACAUGCUCAGUCAUAAAGCAAGUCUCAAAAAUUUUUUAAAUUUUAUUUUUAUUUAUUUAUUUUUAACUUUUUAUUUCCAUAUGUUUUGGGGGAACAGGUGGUAUUUGAUUAUAUAAGUUCUUUUGUGGUGAUCUGUGAGAUUUUGGAGCACCCAUCUCCCGAGCAAUAUACACUGAAAUCAAUUUGUGGUCUUUUAUCCCUCACCCCCUUUCCGUCCUUCCCCCCCUCCCGAGUUUCCAGUCCAUUUUGUCACUGUUGUGCCUUUGAAUCCUCAGAGCUUAGCUCCCACUUUUGAGUGAGAACAUAUGAUCUUUGGUUUUCAGUUCCUGAGAUAAUUCACUUAGAAUAAUAU